CCUAUAAAACAUAGCGGUAAAACAUGGAAAUAAUUCCAAACAUUUUUCACGUUGGGAAUUUUACAAACACUUUAAAUUAAGUGUGUGUUUGGUGUAGGCUUUCCUUGCUGUGACGGUUUUGACAAACGUUUAAUUCUCUCUCAGACAAGACCUUUAUGGCAUUUUUAAAGGAUACGCAUAAGAUAAAUAAAAAGGGAGAAGACUACUAUACGCCUGGCCAUGUGGAGAAGUACAGCCAGAGUGACGGGCAAUUUACCAUGACGGAUAAAGUUUAUCCUGCGUCAAACAACUUUCCGGCAUCACGUUUUACCUCCCCUCUCAAGAUGACGACGACUCAGUAUGACCUGUCAAACACGCUCCCUCCCCACACACUGACCCAGCUGGCACGGGAGUGGCUGGCAGAGGACACACCAAACUUUGACCCUGCAGGGCUGUGUGUGGGGUCACAUGAGGUCGAGGCCAGGUUGUUGUGUAAAACGCCGUGCAGCAUGCUGGCAGGCAGGCCUUUCUUCACUGCUGUCUUCACUGAGCUCAGCUGCACUGUGGAAUGGGCACACAAAGAGGGAGCACAGCUCGGUCCAAAUGCGGUGACCCAGACUGCUGUGGUCAGAGGCCCAGCAAGGUGUAUCCUCCUCGGGGAGAGCCUGGCCCUCAACUGCCUGGCCCGGGCCUCGGGGAUAGCCACCCGCUGCUCCCAGCUACAGAGCAUCGCCAGGGAGGCAGGCUGGCAUGGCCAUGUGGCUGGCACGCGUAAAACCACCCCUGGGUUCCGGCUGGUGGAGAAGUAUGCCAUGCUGGUGGGCGGCGUGUCCAUACACAGACAGGACCUGAGUGGGAUGGUGAUGCUGAAAGACAAUCAUAUAUGGGCAUCAGGGAGUAUCACACAGGCGGUGAAGGACGCCCGCUCGGUGUGUGGCUUCAGCAGUAAGAUUGAGGUGGAGUGCGGCAGCCGGGAGGAGGGCAGUGAGGCAGCCACGGCAGGCGCCGACAUCGUCAUGUUGGACAACUUUAAGCCACAGGAACUCCAUGCGGCAGCCCAGCUUCUGAAGGAGGAGUUCCCUUCUGUGCUAAUCGAGGCCAGUGGAGGGGUGACCCCAGACUCCCUGCCCCAGUAUCUCUCCCCCCAUGUGGACAUCAUUUCUCUGGGCUGCAUCACCCAGGGCUGCCCAGUGGUAGACUUCUCCCUCAAGGUUCAAAAGCCUGUUCCCUUUCCAAUUAUUUUCCAAUCAAAGUAACUGUGGCAAAUCAGGAUUGUUGUUAAUAAAGUGAAAAUAAAAAG
Molecule: messenger RNA, 1279 nt
Organism: Oncorhynchus gorbuscha (pink salmon)
Lineage: Eukaryota; Metazoa; Chordata; Actinopteri; Salmoniformes; Salmonidae
Product: nicotinate-nucleotide pyrophosphorylase [carboxylating]-like
Exons: 6
Coding region: 156-1235 (359 amino acids)
Biological process (GO): NAD+ biosynthetic process; quinolinate catabolic process
Cellular component (GO): cytoplasm
Molecular function (GO): nicotinate-nucleotide diphosphorylase (carboxylating) activity
Source: RefSeq, a predicted model, not a curated record